AUGUCAGACUUGGCCAGUACUGGACAAGUAUUUCAAGCAUUGGCGAUUGGCGUCUCAACACGGGAGAAGGAUGCCGAUGGAAAAAUUUCGCACACUCUUGAAAUAGUCACUUCAGGCAUUUCUCCGUUCAAAACAUACUCAAACAAAGGCGCCAUCACCCUACAAAGCAUAGCUUUGUAUGCAGGCAGCUUGGGUCCUUUUACUCUCGAUAUAAGCUUCGACAUAGACACCUACGACGUUAACGGCAGUAUCACAGUUUUCGGACAUUCUAUUCUUGGAGUCGCGCUCAACGCAAAGACCUUGGAUGAUCUCAAAUACAAUAUCGGAAUAGCCAAGGGCGAUUUGUUCUUCUAUAUCGAGAAUGACAAUGAGCUGUGGGUACAUCUGAAAUGUGACCCAGUCGUUGGCAGAACUUACAAGAAGAAUUCGAAACUCCUGCAGUUCUGA
This is a messenger RNA of Penicillium manginii, 447 nucleotides long. RefSeq lists its product as uncharacterized. The transcript has 3 exons. The record is from RefSeq and is a predicted model, not a curated record. Bases 1 to 447 code for a protein of 148 amino acids. Lineage: Eukaryota; Fungi; Ascomycota; Eurotiomycetes; Eurotiales; Aspergillaceae.